Molecule: messenger RNA, 353 nt
Organism: Colletotrichum godetiae
Lineage: Eukaryota; Fungi; Ascomycota; Sordariomycetes; Glomerellales; Glomerellaceae
Exons: 1
Coding region: 83-346 (87 amino acids)
Source: RefSeq, a predicted model, not a curated record
CAGGUAUUUGAUUCUACCACACAAGCCAGCUUUCAUACGACGUGUCCGAAAAGUUCAGAGCACCCUGCGGUUACCGGACAAUAUGCAGAUCUCAAGCAACGUGGGAGAUGGCAUGACUGAUAGCUUCUGUGUGGAAGGCAUCGUGGGCCUGUUCGUCAUCAGCUUGGUCUUCUUCUCCAUGUUGGCGAUGUCCACAUGCAUAGAGGACCCCCUAAUCACCAUAUCCGACGCAUUUUACUUUCCGAUCCUCUUCCUAGGAGUAUGGUGGGCUUGCGGCAUUGGUUCUCGCUGGAUGAUGGAAAACAGGCGAGCUUACAUCCGGGCGAGGCGACAGCUCUGGGGGUAGACAGGGC